UGGGUGAUGAUCCCUAUUCUCAAGCAGCUCUAUCAGAAGACCGUUAUUUUCGCAGAGUCUCAUCUUCUCUGUCUCUCUCUCUGCCUCUGGUUUUUGAUACUACCUUUUGAAGUUUUUUUCUUUCUUUCUUGAGAGGGUCCUUUUUAAGAUCUCCCUCCAUGGUUAGUAUCCGCUUGGCGUUUGAAUUUGCUUCUUUAGGAUGGGAAGGGUAAAAUUGAAGAUAAAGAAGUUAGAGAAUACAAACGGACGCCAAGCAACGUUUGCUAAAAGGAAAAAUGGGAUCUUGAAAAAGGCUAAUGAGCUUUCCAUUCUCUGUGACAUUGAUCUUAUUCUUCUUAUGUUCUCUCCUGCUGGUAAAGCUUCACUAUGUUGCGGUCAUAGAAGUAGCAUUGAAGAGGUGAUUGCUAAGUUUUCUCAAGUAACACCGGAGGAAAGAACAAAAAAGAAGGUCGAGAGUCUUGAAACCUUGAAGAAAACGUUCUUAAAGUUGGAUCACAAUGUAAAUAUAAGAGAACUAAUAGCCUCAAGUAAUUCAACAACAGAGGACUUGAGUACUCAAGCAAGUGUCUUGCAAGCUCGGAUAUCUGAGAUACAUGGAAGAUUAAGUUACUGGACAGAACUUGAUAAGAUAAACAACGUUGACCACUUGGGACAGCUCGAGAUUUCCAUCAGGCAAUCCCUUGAUCAACUGCGUGCGCAUAAGGAACAUUUGGGGCAGCAGCAGCAGCAGCAACAAGCAAUGCAAAUCGAGAACGCAAACUUCGUUAAAGAUUGGUCAAUCUGCUCGUUGCAAGAUGGGAUUGAGAUUCCUUUAGAACAACAGCUUCAGUCCAUGUCAUGGAUACUCAAUAGCAACAACACCACCAACAUUGUCACCGAGGAACACAAUCCAAUCCCACAAAGGGAAGUUGAGUGCUCUGCAAGUUCUUCAUUUGGGAGCUAUCCAGGCUUUCUUGAUGAAUUAACAACCACUACCAACGGAGAUAUCAAACCGCAAAUAAACAUGCAGCAGCCAUUCACUAAUAACAACAUGAUCUCAUACAAUCCGAAUAUCCAGAACGAUGUGAAGCCCCACCACCAAACGUAUCCUCCUCCUCCUCUUCCUCAUCCUCCGGUUUUUAACUUUCCAAUGAACCAGAGAGACUAUCAUAUGAAUGGAUUCUUCGAAGCACCACCACCACCACCUGGAACUUCUGCUUACAACAACAACAACAACAACAACAACAACAACAGCCAGGCAAGGUUUGGUUCUAGCAGCAGCUCCUUGCCUUGCUCAAUCUCCAUGUUGGACGAAUACUUGUUCUCCCAGAUGCAGCAACCGAACUGAGAGAGAGAGGGAUUUGAUGAAUGAUGAUAGAACAUUCUCAUUGUAGAAGUCAGUCACCAGUAUUGUUUUGUUCAGAACCAGCAAGAAGUAAAACAAAAGACUUGCAGGUUUCUGAACUGGUUCCAAGAAGAAGGCAAAAACCAGUGGUGGAACUCCGGUAGAUAUGUUUAGUGUAUAAUGUCUCUUUGGAGGCUGUCAAAGUAACGCCAUGACGGCCAAAUCUCUAUUCUUCCCCUUCCUACAAAAUUAUAGCUUUUAUCUUUCUUUCUUUUUUCCAUUCUUUGUAAUACAAAAAAACAAACAAUGUUUAUUAAUUAAUUUAAACAAAAAAGCAUUUAUAUGUAA
Raphanus sativus (radish) is the source of this 1672-nucleotide messenger RNA. RefSeq names its product agamous-like MADS-box protein AGL30. The record is from RefSeq and is a predicted model, not a curated record. NCBI's taxonomy places the organism in Eukaryota, Viridiplantae, Streptophyta, Magnoliopsida, Brassicales, Brassicaceae. The transcript is spliced from 12 exons. Gene Ontology annotation, biological process: positive regulation of transcription by RNA polymerase II. Gene Ontology annotation, molecular function: RNA polymerase II cis-regulatory region sequence-specific DNA binding; DNA-binding transcription factor activity, RNA polymerase II-specific; protein dimerization activity. Bases 200 to 1327 code for a protein of 375 amino acids.